UCGGCGAGGAUGAAGGCGGUUCUGUGUUUGGUGCUAGGGCUGGCCGCCCUGGCCGCGGCACGACCUGAUGUGGAUACCACGUUACUUGGUAAAGUUGACACAAUGGAUAUAAAAGAAAAGCAAUUUUUCAUCUUGAAGCUUUUGAACAAUAUCAUGGGUCCAGUCAUGUACAAAGAGAUCGAAGACAUUGGCAAAAACUUUAAAAUUGAAGAUAAUGUGGAAUUAUACACAAAGCAGGUUGUGGUUAAAACUUUCCUUGAGAAUUGGAAGUUUGGUUUCCUUCCCCGCGGAGAGGUAUUCACAUUACACGUUGACCGUCAACUGAAGGAGGUCAUUACGAUGUUCCACAUGUUGUACUACGCUAAGGACUUCGCCACAUUCAUUAAGACUGCUUGUUGGAUGCGUCUUUACUUGAACGAGGGCAUGUUUGUGUAUGCCCUUACUGUAGCUGUCAGACAUCGUGAUGACUGCAAAGGCAUCAUCCUUCCUCCGCCUUAUGAAAUCUAUCCUUACUUUUUCGUCCGAGCCGAUGUCAUUCAAAAAGCGUACUUACUCAAGAUGAAGAGAGGCCUUCUCGACACCCACUUAACUGACUUCUACGGUAUCAAAAAAACUGACAAGGAUAUCUACAUAAUUGAUGAAAAUGUUUACGACCGCCGCGUUUGGUUAAAUGACGAAGAUAAACUCAGAUACUUCACAGAAGAUAUUGGCCUUAAUACCUACUACUAUUAUUUCCACGUAGACUACCCAUUCUGGAUGAAAAAUGACGUGACCAACAAGUUUAUGAUCAGGCGUUGGGAACUUACCUUCUACACCUACCAACAGAUUCUUGCAAGGUACUAUCUCGAGCGCCUUUCCAAUGGUCUCGGCGAAAUCGACUAUCUGUCAUGGCAUAAGCCUAUUCGUAAAGGUUACUGGCCGUGGAUGAUCCUUCACAACGGAGUUCAACUGCCUGUGAGGUUCAACAACCAAGUAUUUGUCAGUGACAAAGAUAUUGCUGUUGCUAAAUUAGUUGCAGAUUAUGAGAGAAUUAUUAGUGAAGCCAUUAUCAAGGGAUACAUAGAGAUUAAUGGUGUUAGAAUCGACUUGACUAAGUCUGCAGAUAUCGAAGCCCUCGGAAAACUUGUGUAUGGAACUAUUGAAAAGACUGAUAUGACUAAACUACAAGUAGACGCUUACCGCUACCUUCUAAUAAUGAUGAAAGCUGUUGUUGGUCUCAAUACCUGGAAUUCUGACAAAUACUUCGUUGUACCUUCGGUAUUAGACCACUACCAAACUGCUCUCCGUGACCCAGUAUUCUACCAACUGCAAAAACGUAUAGUCUAUUUCAUGAGGCUCUUUAAAAACCGUCUUCCAAGCUACACUCGUGAAGAUGUCUACUUCCCUGGAGUAAAAAUUGACAACGUUGUAGUUGACAAGCUUGUUACAUACUUCGAUGAUUACUUCAUGGAUAUGACCAAUGCAGUUACCUACACCGACGAUGAGCUCAAGAAGACUACAUCUGACAUGAUAUUCUAUGUACGCAAACGCCGUCUGAAUCAUCAGCCUUUCAAAGUCACCUUAGAUAUCUUGUCUGACAAAACAGUCGACUCUGUUGUGCGAGUGUUUUUGGGACCGAAAGAAGAUCAUAUGGGCCGCUUGAUUGAUAUUAACCAAAACAGGUGGAACUUCGUGGAGUUAGAUUCGUUCCUCUACAAACUUACCGCUGGAAAGAACACCAUUGUCAGAAACUCCAUCGAUAUGCACAAUCUUGUACGCGAUCGCACAAUGACUCGUGACCUAUGGAAGAAGAUUGAUGGUAUAACCGACAUGAGGGAUCUGUUAAGGAAAGACCUCAGAAACUACCACACCGGUUUCCCAACUAGGCUGCUUCUACCUAAGGGUCGUAUUGGAGGAAUGAGGAUGAUGCUCUAUGUCAUAAUCACCCCGUUGAGGAUGGUUGACAACGUUGACACUUCAAUACUCGACAUAAACCGUAAAGAUCUCUUCGUAGACUUCAGGUCCACUGUGUUACUUGAUAAGAUGCCUCUUGGAUUCCCACUCGAUCGCCAUAUUGACACAUCCAAAUUCUUCACGCCCAACAUGAGAUUUGUUGACGUUAUAAUCUUCCACAAGCCACAGGUCAGCGAUAUGUGGACUCGCUGGAACCGUUACGUUCUUAAAAGCUACGACUUACUUGACAAGACCCCCGUAGUUAACGACAGCUACUUUACUGACGUAGAUGUUAACACCAAAGUAGAUAGAGACGUCAAUAUCUUCGAUGUGUCAGUGCGGUCAGGAAUGCUAAGUAUAAAUUUGGCUGAGAACGAACAAGGCGUCACAGUUAGGAUCGAACUGUGGGCGAUGAAGACGGUACUAUGUGUGGUGUUAGGGCUCGCGGCCAUGGCCGCAGCCCAUGCGGUGUACGACGACCACACCUUCGUCAAUAUGGAUGUAAAGCAACGCCAAAUAUGGAUACUGAAGCUGCUUAAUCACGUCACGGAACCAGUCGUCUACAAGGAUAUAGAAGACAUUGGCAAAAACUUCAAGAUUGAAGAAAAUGUUGAGCUCUAUACGAAACAAGAGGUUGUCAAAGUAUUCCUAAACAACUGGAAGUUUGGAUUUUUGCCGCGCGGAGAAGUAUUUACCCUCAACAUUGAUCGUCAACUGAAGGAGGUCAUCACGAUGUUCCAUAUGCUGUACUACGCGAAGGACUUCACCACAUUCAUGAAGACUGCAUGCUGGAUGCGUCUGUACCUUAACGAGGGUAUGUUUGUGUAUGCCCUCACCGUGGCGGUCAGACAUCGCGAAGAUUGCAAAGGCAUUAUCCUACCACCUCCUUACGAAAUCUAUCCUUACUACUUCGUUCGCUCUGAUGUGAUACAAAAGGCUUACCUGCUGAAGAUGAAGAAGGGUCUUAUUGAUCACAAGCUUUGCGAUUUAUAUGGUAUCAAGAAAACUGAAAAGGAUGUCUACAUUAUCGACGAAAAUGUUUAUGACCGUCGUCACUACCUGAACGAUGAAGACAGGCUGAGAUAUUUUACUGAAGAUAUCGACCUUAGCACUUACUACUACUACUUCCACGUCGACUAUCCUUUCUGGAUGAAGGACGAUAUGACUCCCAAGUUUAUGCACAGACGCUGGGAGCUCACUCUAUACGUGUACCAACAAAUACUCGCCAGGUAUUACUUGGAACGUCUGUCUAAUGGAUUAGGUGAUAUUACAACAUUCUCAGUGCUUAAACCAAUCAGAAAGGGAUACUGGCCCUGGAUGAUGCUACACAAUGGUGUACAAUUACCUGUAAGAUUAAAUAACUAUAUGUUCAAUGAAGACAAAAACACUGCCGUUAUGAAAGUUGCUGUAGAGUAUGAAAGGAUUAUCCAUGAAGCUGUCGUCAAAGGAUAUAUUGAAAUUAAUGGCCUGAGAUUAGAACUUACCAAAACCGAAGAUAUAGAGAUGCUUGGAAAACUUAUUUAUGGUACCGUUGACAAGAUUAACGUUAACAGACCCAAAUGGGAAGCCUACCGCUACAUGCUUAUAUUAAUGAAAGCUUUCGUUGGUCUUAACUACUUCAACAAUGACAAGUACUUCGUUAUGCCUUCUGUGCUCGAUAGCUAUCAGACAGCCCUACGUGAUCCAGUAUUCUACCAGCUACAAAAACGUUUCUAUAAUAUCGUGAAGCUCUUCAAGAUGCGACUUCCAAGCUACACUCAUGAAGAUCUCUUCUUCCCUGGUGUCAAGAUUGAUAAUGUUGUAGUUGAUAAACUCGUAACUUACUUCGAUGACUACUUUAUGGAUAUGACCAAUGCUGUCACGCUCAACUCAGAUGAAUUCAAAAAGUCGAGAUCUGAUAUGAUCUUCUACGUACGUAAACGCCGGCUCAAUCAUCAACCAUUCAAAGUAGUCUUUGAUGUUCAAUCGGACAAGGCCGUCGACAGUGUCGUCAGAAUAUUCUUGGGACCGAAGGUGGAUUGCCUGGGUCGUUUAAUAGAUCUCAACCAGAACCGCGUGAACUUCGUAGAGUUGGAUUCCUUCCUUUACAAACUUAACACUGGAAAGAACACCAUAACCAGAAACUCUUAUGACAUGCACAAUCUCGUCCGUGACCGCAUCAUGACACGUGAUCUGUGGAAGAAGAUUGACACCAUCACCGAUGUGAAGGAUCUGUUAAUCAAGGAUCUCAGGAAUUACCACACUGGAUUCCCUACAAGGCUGCUGCUACCGAAAGGUCACGUCGGUGGUAUGAAGAUGAUGCUCUACAUAAUAGUCACACCAUUGAGACUGGUUGAUGGAGUUGACACCGGAAUCUUGGACACGAACCGCAAAGAUCUCUUUGUUGACUUUAGGUCAACUGUUCUCCUCGACAAAAUGCCUCUUGGUUUCCCAUUCGACCGUCAUAUUGACCUCACCAAAUUCUUCACACCCAACAUGAAGUUCUUAGAUGUAUUCAUUUAUCACAAAAAACAAAUUUGUGAUAUGAAGGCCCGUUGGAACCGAUACGUACUCAAGAACUACGACAUGGUCGACAGGACUACCUUCAUUGAUAAUUACGACGUAGAUGUAGACUUCGACACUAUGGUUGGCGAAAAAGUCAAAGACUUUUACUGAAUUAAACACAUAAAUUAUGUGAAUUAAAAGGCAAAGACUAUGAAUAUUAAAAGUAAAUAAAAUAUUAUAUGAUUUA
This is a messenger RNA of Maniola jurtina (meadow brown), 4663 nucleotides long. RefSeq lists its product as uncharacterized. Lineage: Eukaryota; Metazoa; Arthropoda; Insecta; Lepidoptera; Nymphalidae. The transcript has 10 exons. Bases 10 to 4587 code for a protein of 1525 amino acids. The record is from RefSeq and is a predicted model, not a curated record.